Ipomoea nil (Japanese morning glory) is the source of this 2886-nucleotide messenger RNA. Its product is annotated as putative late blight resistance protein homolog R1A-3. NCBI's taxonomy places the organism in Eukaryota, Viridiplantae, Streptophyta, Magnoliopsida, Solanales, Convolvulaceae. Gene Ontology annotation, biological process: defense response to other organism. Gene Ontology annotation, molecular function: ADP binding. The record is from RefSeq and is a predicted model, not a curated record. Bases 1 to 2886 code for a protein of 961 amino acids. The transcript has 2 exons.
AUGGCUUUGGAUGCUGUAACCACUCUAAUCAAAAUAGUAGAGCAAGACCUUAUGGAGCCUAGACUACUUUCGAUUUUUGAUGCUGGAGGAAUGAAGGCGUCGCUGCUUGAAGUGAUCAAGUUGCUGUCUCCCAAGCUCUGCUUUGUGCAAGCCUUUUUGGAGGAGUAUAAGACGAAAAUGCAUCACUGGGGCAUCUAUGAAGCAAUCCGAGAUGAAGUUGCUAGAAGAUAUAAAGAUUACAAAAUAGAAUCUAAACUGAGACAAGUAUAUUUUGAAGCUAACUGGGGACAGUAUGAGUCUGCAUAUGUUGAUAAACUUCAUCGGACCUUGAAACAAGUGGUAGAAGAUAUUGAGGAAGCUCGAGAAUUGAUCCUGGAGAUAAAAAAGAUAAUUGCUUUAGAGCCUGAUAAUGAGGAAGAGAAUAUCACGGUUUGGGAUACCUUCCAAAAUGCUUUAGAGCUUGAGAAUGAAGUAAUUGUAGGAUUCGACCGUGAUAUAAAGAAGAUUAUUACCCGACUCGGUUUUGCACACUCGAUGAGAUCAGUUUUCAACAUUUUAAGGAAUUUUAACACUGACAUAUCUCAGCAAUAUGUUGAGCUGAUGAAUCUACAAGUUAUCCCACUUGUCGGGGAAGGAGGCAUAGGAAAAACUACAUUAGCCAAAAGAGUCUAUGGAAAUCCAACUACUAUUGGUUGGUUUCACAUUCGAGCGUGGGUAGUUGUGUCUCAAGUUCAUAACCUCAAAGAGAUGCUCAUUGGUCUAUUACGUUGUAUUUCACCAAUAACAAGUGAAAUCUACAACAUAGACAAUGCUCAAAUAGCUGAGCAAUUAUGCAGAAGUUUGAUGGGCCAGAAGUAUUUAAUUCUCUUAGAUGACAUAUGGAGCACUGCUGCAUGGGAUGCCAUCCAAGGAUGUUUUCCAGAUAAUUCUAAUGGAAGCCGAAUCUUAGUAACUACUCGGUUCACAAAUGUGGCUGAAUACUUGAGUGUUGAUCCCUAUUACAUGAAGUAUCAAACUAUAGAGGAUCGUUGGGAAUUAUUUUCGACGAAGGUGUUUGGGCAAAGCCAUUUUGUUCCCAGGGAAUACGAGUUAAUUGGCAAACGAAUUGUUCUUGGCUGCAGUGGAUUACCGCUGGCAGUUAUUGUGAUUGCUGGACUUUUGGCAACAGCAAAAGAUUCUCUAGAAAUAUGGAGAGAUGUUGCGGAAACUUUGGAUGGAGUAGAAACGUAUGAUAGUAACAACAAAAUUUCAAAAGUACUUUCAUUGAGCUACAAGUACUUACCUCGUCACUUGAAACCUUGCUUUCAUUAUUUUGGGGUGUUUCCUGAAGACAAUGUCAUUCCUAUUAAGAGAUUAAACAACUUAUGGGUUGCUGAGGGAUUUUUAAUGCCACAUCAAAAUAAGAGUUUGGAAGAAGUGGCAGAGAGUUACUUGCGUGAUCUCAUUAAUAGAAGUCUAGUUCAAAUUAAUGAGCUAAGUGUUGACGGCAAAGUUAAAUCAUGUAAGGUUCAUGAUCGAGUGCACGAGGUGUGUGUGAGAGAAGCUAUAACGGGGAAUACUUUGUGCAUUAUCAAUGGCAAUGAUGCUCCAAAAGUUAGUCAUUGGUUAAGUUGUCAAACAAGUCAUUGGCCAAUUACUCAAGCAAGUUAUGGGAAUUGCACAAUAUAUAAUAUCCAUUCUAUGCUCUGCUUUGGUAAAGAUGUAUACCAUUCAAAAUGCAGGUUGGUAUACCCAUGUUUGAGAUUUCUAAGAGUAUUGGAUUUAUCAUUAGUGAAAUGCUCACAAGGCAUGCCUAGUGAAAUAACAGAUUUGGUUCAUUUGAGAUACUUGGCUUUAAGUACUAUUGGUUCUCUUUACAAGCUUCGAUUUUGUAAGCUUAAAAAUUUGCUUACUCUCAUAGUUACUUCAUGGAUGGAAAAAUGUCCUUUGCAAAUGCGAUGUAAUAUUUUGGAUUUGCCACAAUUGAGGCAUUUGCAUGUUGACAAGAGAUGUUCACAAUAUCUCCCUUGCUUAGUUAAAAAAAAUCUGCAAACUCUUUAUUGGUUGAAAGUUGCCAACUCUGACAGAAAACCAAACUUCAGAAUGGUUCCAAACCUAAAGGAACUUGGGAUUUACAUUGAAGGCGAAUUGGCGCCUAGCUAUCUAGGGAGCCUUGUGCAUUUACAUCUACUUGAGAAGUUGAAGCUUGAAGUAGGAAGGGUCGAGCGCUUUUAUCUUCCAAUUGGUUUUCCACCAAACCUUAAGAAGUUGACACUUCGUUAUACUUAUCUUCAAUGGAAGGAGAUGGACACAAUUGGCAAGUUACCACACCUUGAGGUGCUUAAACUAAAAGAUUCCGCUUUCUGUGGCUCAAAGUGGAAACCAUCGAAGCAUGGCUUUCAGGAAUUAAAGGCACUUCUUAUCUCACGGUUAAAUCUCAAACAUUGGAAUGCAAGUGCUAAUCAUUUCCCUGUUUUGGAGCGCGUAGUCUUAAGAUAUUGUUGGGAAUUGAAACAAAUGCCAAUUAAAUUUGCAAAUAUUGGAACACUGAAGUUAAUUGUGUUAGAAUGUUGUUAUUCUUCUCUUGUGACCUCUGCAAAUCAGAUUUCUUUGGUAAACAAGUUAUUGUUUGAGGGAACGGCAGAUUGUCCACUUCGUGUUCGUAAAGUUGGAACUAAGGUUGAAAUGCCAAAGAACGAAAGCUCUGAAGAAGAAUUUGUAGAAAGCUCUGAAGAAGAAAGUGUGGAAAGAUCUAAAGAAGAAAGCGUGAAAAACUCUAAAGAAGAAAGUGUGAUAAGCUCUGAUCAAGAAAGAUUGAAAGCUCGGAAGAGUGUGAAGAGAUAUCUAAAGAAGAAGGUGUCGAAAUCUCUGAAUGCAUUCAAAGAAUUGAAAAGGAAAAUGUUGUAA